AUGGUCAAGCGAUCUGCACAGUGCAAGUUCCCCGUAGCAAGGAUCAAAAAGAUCAUGCAAGCCGACGAAGAUGUGGGCAAAGUAGCUCAGGCGACUCCAGUCUUGAUCUCAAAAGCGUUGGAGCUGUUCAUGGCGAGCAUCGUCGAAGAGACGGUCAAAGAGACACGUAGCAGAGGCGCGAAGAAGAUGACGCCGUAUCAUGUCAAGCGAACCGUACACACCAACGAGACGUUCGACUUUCUCAAGGACAUCGUCGCCAAGGUGCCUGACCCGGUCGAGUCGGACACCGGUGCAAGCGGCGCCACAGCAGCAGUAGUAGCGGGCGACAAUCGUGGCGGCAAACGCAGAAAGACGGCCAAGAACGCCGACGAGUCGGAUUGA
Molecule: messenger RNA, 381 nt
Organism: Sporisorium graminicola
Lineage: Eukaryota; Fungi; Basidiomycota; Ustilaginomycetes; Ustilaginales; Ustilaginaceae
Exons: 3
Coding region: 1-381 (126 amino acids)
Biological process (GO): negative regulation of transcription by RNA polymerase II; positive regulation of transcription by RNA polymerase II; transcription by RNA polymerase II
Cellular component (GO): negative cofactor 2 complex; nucleus
Molecular function (GO): core promoter sequence-specific DNA binding; protein heterodimerization activity; transcription coactivator activity
Source: RefSeq, a predicted model, not a curated record